Aspergillus puulaauensis is the source of this 255-nucleotide messenger RNA. RefSeq lists its product as uncharacterized. The record is from RefSeq and is a predicted model, not a curated record. NCBI's taxonomy places the organism in Eukaryota, Fungi, Ascomycota, Eurotiomycetes, Eurotiales, Aspergillaceae. The transcript has a single exon. Bases 1 to 255 code for a protein of 84 amino acids.
AUGACUUCCAUCACGCGCAACUCAUUCUCUUCCAACGAGGAGCGCCCUCGUCGCACUCACAGCCCUGUCCAGAUGACGCGAUCGGGCUCCUCGGGCUCCAACAACUCCCAGAGAAGCACCGACGACCGCCGUCGCUACGACAACACCGUCUACCACUAUGGCCGGCACUCAAACUACUGGCUCUUUGGUGGCUUUAGCGUUCGAGACACUGUCCGUGACGGCGUCGACUGGGUCCGCCAGCAGAAGAAGGGCUGA